This is a messenger RNA of Closterium sp. Naga37s-1, 1035 nucleotides long. The record is from the annotation of a GenBank genome assembly. NCBI's taxonomy places the organism in Eukaryota, Viridiplantae, Streptophyta, Zygnematophyceae, Desmidiales, Closteriaceae.
AUGACUCGCUCGCUUCUCUUACAGCGCCUACAGUCGGUCGCCGAGCAGCAACCUUCCAACCAGCCGCCCAGCAGACCGCCUGACCUGCCGGCCGAAUCCGCGCAGAGGGCGGAGGCUGCCCGCGCAGGCGGUCCCGCGACAGCAACCGCGCAACGAAAAGGAGCAGCCGCAGCAGGGAGGGGUUCUGGGGAAGGGCCGGGUCAAGGGGAAGGGCGAGCGGAGGAGCAGCGCGGUGCUGUGCGGUUGGAGUCGGUUCUGGCUGCCAAUUCCCUUGUCGCCCUGCCUGGUCGCUCCGCCGUCCCCCCUUACGCCUUCCCCUCGCCCUCCCUCCACUCUUCGCUCCUUGGCCUCCCCGAAAGCACUUACGAGCCUGCUGUGCUGGGAUCGACUAGGGGGCGGUGCACCGCGAGGUUGCGGCGAGGAUUCUCGCGGUAUUUGGGGGAGCAGCUGCGAAUGCGGUGCAAAGUGGUGUGCGCGUGGGUAAAGGAAAUCCAGCUCCUCCAGUCGCUGCUGCUGCCUGAAGUCUCCUGGGACCCCUCCACUCAGCGCUUUAGCCCCGACCCCAAGGUGAGAGUCCUCCACGUGAGAGAGGGCGAGGUGUGGUCUGUGCAUGACCCCAAGCUGAGUAUCAUCCCGCGGCUGAAGCAGCACGGGCGGUGGCGGCACUCCUUGCUGUUCGUUUCCCCUCUUUCACCACUCGCCCCUCCCCACUUUCCCCCUUCCCGACGAUGGGAGGAGGAGGUCGAGGAGGAGGAGGAGGAUUGGGAACAGGGGGAGGGAGAGGAGGAGGAUGGGGAAGACGAGGAUGAAGUGGUGGAGGUGGAGGAUGGGGUGGAGGGGAAUGGGGAGGAGGAGGAGGAGGAGGAGGAGGAGGAGGAGGAGGAGGUGGAGGGAAGAGGGCGGGAGGGAUGGCGCGAUGGAGGCCGACUGCGGCGUGUAGCAGGGAGGAAUAGGCAUGGAUCGGGAAGGAAUGUGCGGAGGAGGACAGACAGAGGGGCGGUGGAGGGAGAGCGGUGGAGUGGUGGAGAGUGUUAG